AUAAGCCAAAAAAUAAAAGCUAGGCGAAACACCCCCUUAAUACCAAACACCAUGUAACAUUUAUCCGUCGAACAUUUCUCCGGCAACUUUACUCACUCUCCCGGCGAUGAAAACCCUAAUUUCAAACCCUAAAUUCAUCUCCAGCUUCCCAUCACUUCCUCACAACAAUCACACAUUUCUAAACUUCAAAAUCACAAAACCCAUUCCACCACACCCCUCAACCACGUCCUGUUCAUGUUCAACCUCAACCGACCACGGCGGUUGGGCCGAUCUCAUCUCCACCAGCAACUCAACCGAAUCAACUCACCUCAACAGGCUACUGAGCUCACUCGGAAUCGAUGAAAAAAAGUACACAUUCGUCUACCUAUUUGGUUUUGUUUGUGCUCUAGGGUUUUCUAGGGUUAGGGUUUCAUCAAUUGUUGUUUUUCCCGCCUGUUUUCUUGUUUUUGCUGUUGGGUUUUCGUUUGGGGUUGUGAAUAGGUGGGAUUUUAAUGAGGUUUUGAGUAAUAGUGGGAAGAAAAGCAAGAAGAAGGGGGUGAUUAAAGAUGAGGAAUUUAGGGUUUUGAGUGAGGGUUUGAGGAGUUUAGUGGAUUUGUUUGAUGGGUUUGGUUUAAAGUUUGGAUCUUUAAAGGAAAGUAUGAGGAAAGAUGUCGACUGUAAUCGGGUUAGUAAGAGUGAUUUGGUUGGUUAUAUCGAGAGUGUCGAAUCGAUUGAAGAGGCGAUAGUAGAAGCUAAAAGCAUGAUUGAAGGUUAUAUGGUGGUUGAUGGUAAUGAUGUAUCGAAAUCUUUGAAUCAUAAACCAAGUGAUCAGACGAAGAAGCCUGAGGGAAAAGGGUUCGAUAUCUCGCGGUUGAUUGCAGGUUUUCAAGAAAGAUCUUUUGGGUCGAAGGUUGGUAAGAUGAAAGAUACGGUUAAGAGUGAUCGGAAUCAAGAAAAAGUCGUGGAUCCGGUUGUUGAAGAUAAGACGAUGAAAUCCGUGAACGGUGAAGAUAAGAGCGCGUAUAAUGAUGGUGAUGUCAGGGUUAAGGAAACGUAUGGAGGGAAAACGAUAGGUCGAAUGGGUAGAAUGACGUUAGUUGAGACGGAGGCCGAUGCUAAACAAGUUUUUGACACGGAUGAGUAUGUGUUUAAGGAUAAUAAAGCGCGGUUUUAUGACCAAAGACGGACAAAGGGAUAUUAUGAGCGAGAGCAACAGGAUUACGGUAAAUAUAACAGAACUAAUAUGCUUUAUGAUGACUUGGAGUCAAGUGAAAAUGAAGGUUAUGAAAACGAGAACAUAUUUGAUGAGUCUCCGUCUUCAGAGAUAUCAAGUGAUGUGCUUUUCAACGAUUAUUUAACCGAGGCAAACGGGCUUUUGAAACAAGCCCGAGAGUGGCUAACGCAUAGAGGGAUUGAAGAAGACACGGAACAAAUGUUGUAUAAAUCGACGGAAUUGUUGUCUAAAGCCGUAGACAUGAAGCCGAUGAGUUUAUUGGCUGUGGGUCAGUUGGGAAACACUUAUCUUCUUCAUGGAGAGUUGAAACUGAAGUUGAGCCGUAAAUUACGAGCGUUACUAGCGGAAAGUGACUCCAAUGUGAUUGGAAGAUUAGACGAUGAAGUCUCGAAUAGGGAAAAGUUUGUUGAUUAUCUUGUUAAUGUUUGUGAAGAGUGUGAAGAACUGUUAGUUAAGGCUGGACGGAAGUACAGGCUGGCGUUGUCGAUUGACGGAGAUGAUAUGAGAGCGUUGUAUAAUUGGGGUCUUGCUCUUUCUUUCAGAGCUCAAUUGAUAGCUGAUAUUGGACCUGAAGCAGCUUUUGAUGCUGACAAGGUUUACUUGGCAGCCAUUGACAAAUUUAAUGCAAUGAUGUCCAGAAGCAAUGCUCAUACGCCAGAUGCUCUUUUCAGAUGGGGCGUUGCAUUACAACAAAGAUCACGUCUAAGAACAAGAAACUAUAGAGAGAAAGUGAAGUUAUUAAGUCAAGCUAAAAGGCUUUAUGAGGAUGCGCUUCUCAUGGACUCCAAUAAUCCGCAGGUAAAACAAGCCCUAAUGACUUGUGAAUCUGAACUAAGGUACAAGAAUCGACUUUGACCCAAAAGUCAACUGCUUCUGCCGAAUUUGGCAAAAGGGUGCAAUUUUCCUUUGCGUAUUAAACCGAUUUAUAGCAUUUAGAAUAAAUUUCAUUUCUAGAAUGAUGAUAUACAUAGCAGAUGUGCAGCAAUGAGUCAAUGACUCAUAAUUGGUACAUGAAUAUUGUACGUUACUUUUGAUUCGGAUAUGUUGUCCUCGGAAGAAGGCAUGACUCUUGUCGAACUUCCAAACAGUGUAACAUUUAAAAGUUCAAAAUGUUGUUGGUAAUAAUAAAUUGAUCUUGUUGUUGUUA
Molecule: messenger RNA, 2360 nt
Organism: Helianthus annuus (common sunflower)
Lineage: Eukaryota; Viridiplantae; Streptophyta; Magnoliopsida; Asterales; Asteraceae
Exons: 3
Coding region: 107-2068 (653 amino acids)
Molecular function (GO): protein binding
Source: RefSeq, a predicted model, not a curated record